Messenger RNA from Chanos chanos (milkfish), 1111 nucleotides. RefSeq names its product UDP-N-acetylglucosamine transferase subunit ALG13 homolog. The record is from RefSeq and is a predicted model, not a curated record. Lineage: Eukaryota; Metazoa; Chordata; Actinopteri; Gonorynchiformes; Chanidae. The coding region runs from base 69 to 563 and encodes 164 amino acids. Gene Ontology annotation, biological process: dolichol-linked oligosaccharide biosynthetic process. The transcript has 4 exons. Gene Ontology annotation, molecular function: hexosyltransferase activity.
UCACGUGGCGGUCGUAACAGCUCAUGUGUUAGUUGUAAUUAAGUGAAUGUAAACUGGGUUUUGGCACUAUGAAAACCGUAUUUGUUACGGUAGGAACAACAAGUUUCAAUGAACUGAUAGUCAGUCUGGUUACAAAAGAAGCAAUUCAGGCAUUAGUUGAUCGAGGGUACACAGACUUGGCCCUGCAGGUUGGCCGAGGUUCGUUUCUGCCGGGUCCUGAGAGAUGUCCCGGCCUUAAACUCGAAGUUUUCCGUUUCAAAGACUCAAUUUCCGAUUACAUCAAUAAAGCUGACUUGAUUAUCAGCCAUGCGGGAGCAGGGAGUUGUCUGGAGGCUCUCGGUGCUGGUAAACCUCUUCUUGUCGUUGUCAAUGACAACUUAAUGGAUAAUCAUCAGCUCGAGCUCGCUAAACAGCUGCACUCUGACUGUCAUCUGCUCUACUGCACCUGCAGCACUCUGACCCAAACUCUGAAGACCAUGGAUCUUUCUGUACUGAAAACCUUCCUGCCUGGCCAGCCUCAGAAUUUUGCUAACUUUUUGAACAAGGUCACUGGUCUUAUUUGAUUCUAGUUAAUUAUAUUGUCGCAACUCAGAGGAAGACCUGAAACAGACUGUGUUUUUAUUAAAACCAUUAUUAUGAUGAUACGACUGGACCAGUGCUCAAAACAAAGUUUGUCAGUGACCUGGCAGGAAAAGACCCGGGGCCUGCUCUACGAAGCAAGGUAACUGGCUUGUCCAGGUAACCGCUGGUUAAGUUAACGGAGAGUAAGUUGUAAACCUCCUAGUAGAAGAGCCGUAUGGCUUUAUUUUGCCAGGAGAAUGAAGCCAUAGGGCUCUUUAUUACGAGGUUUACAACUUGCUCUGAGUGAACUAACUCGGAGUCUUCACUAAACCUGCUUUCUGGAAUACCCCCCCUGCCAGAUGAUGCAGUGCAAGCUGAGGAGAGGUAUUUGUGAAUGAGUGCUUUGCCAAACUGCGUGAAGCCACAGUUCUUUUCCUGGUUGUAGACUCAACAAUGAGCAGCACAAAUUGAGGACAGCAUCAGCUCUUUCACUCGACUGUGGGAUGGCAGAGAUGGAACGAUUGUGAACCCCUGUUUUCCGGUUGCUCCA